GAAGAAGGCAACAUUAAAGAGAUUGCAAUAACAUAUCACGUCAAAGAAGGGCAUGAAAAAGCAGACCCUUCACAAUUUGAGCUUCUUAAAGUACUGGGACAGGGGUCUUUUGGAAAGGUAUUCCUUGUAAAAAAAAUCUCAGGAUCUGAUGCUAGACAGCUGUAUGCAAUGAAGGUUUUAAAAAAGGCAACUUUGAAAGUUCGAGAUCGUGUUCGGACGAAAAUGGAACGUGACAUCUUAGUAGAAGUUAAUCAUCCCUUUAUUGUUAAAUUACAUUACGCUUUUCAAACAGAAGGGAAGCUGUACCUUAUUUUAGAUUUUCUCAGGGGAGGAGACUUGUUUACACGCUUAUCCAAAGAGGUGAUGUUCACAGAAGAUGAUGUCAAAUUCUACUUGGCUGAAUUAGCACUUGCUUUAGAUCAUCUACAUAGUUUGGGAAUAAUAUACAGGGACCUAAAGCCGGAAAACAUACUACUUGAUGAAGAAGGACAUAUUAAAUUAACAGAUUUUGGCUUAAGCAAGGAGUCUAUUGAUCAUGAGAAAAAAGCCUACUCUUUCUGUGGAACAGUGGAAUACAUGGCACCAGAAGUAGUUAAUCGGCGAGGUCAUACACAGAGUGCAGACUGGUGGUCGUUCGGUGUGUUAAUGUUUGAAAUGCUCACUGGUACUCUACCUUUCCAAGGGAAAGACAGAAAAGAAACCAUGACUAUGAUUCUCAAAGCCAAACUUGGAAUGCCCCAGUUUUUAAGUUCAGAAGCUCAAAGUCUUUUGCGAAUGCUUUUCAAGAGAAACCCUGCAAACAGAUUAGGAGCAGGUCCAGAUGGAGUUGAAGAAAUUAAGAGGCACCAUUUUUUCUCUACAAUAGAUUGGAAUAAAUUAUACAGGAGAGAAAUUAAUCCACCAUUUAAACCUGCAACUGGUAGACCUGAAGAUACGUUUUAUUUUGAUCCUGAAUUUACAGCAAAAACUCCAAAAGAUUCACCUGGUAUUCCUCCCAGUGCUAACGCUCACCAACUCUUCCGAGGCUUCAGUUUUGUAGCAAUUGCAUCAGAUGAUGAAAGUCAACCAAUGCAGACGUCUGGUGUGCACUCAGUUGUUCAGCAGUUGCACAGGAACAGUAUUCAGUUUACUGAUGGAUAUGAAGUCAAACAAGACAUAGGAGUUGGCUCCUAUUCCGUAUGUAAAAGAUGUAUACAUAAAGCAACGAACAUGGAAUAUGCAGUAAAGAUUAUAGACAAAAGUAAAAGGGACCCUACGGAGGAAAUUGAAAUCCUGUUGCGAUAUGGACAGCAUCCAAAUAUUAUUACUCUCAAAGAUGUGUAUGAUGAUGGGAAAUAUGUAUACCUAGUAACCGAACUAAUGAAAGGAGGAGAACUGUUGGACAAAAUCCUUAGACAAAAGUUUUUUUCUGAACGAGAAGCCAGCGCUGUCCUGUUGACAAUAACAAAAACUGUUGAAUACCUCCAUGCACAAGGAGUGGUACACAGAGAUUUGAAACCUAGCAAUAUCCUGUAUGUUGAUGAAUCGGGCAAUCCAGAAUCGAUACGGAUUUGUGAUUUUGGAUUUGCAAAGCAACUGAGAGCAGAAAAUGGCCUUCUAAUGACUCCUUGUUAUACAGCAAACUUUGUUGCUCCCGAGGUUUUAAAAAGGCAAGGGUAUGAUGCAGCAUGUGACAUAUGGAGCCUUGGUGUUCUGCUUUAUACGAUGCUGACAGGCUACACUCCCUUUGCAAAUGGCCCUGAUGAUACCCCAGAGGAAAUUUUGGCUCGUAUAGGUAGUGGGAAGUUCUCUCUCAGUGGAGGAUACUGGAAUUCUGUUUCAGAUACAGCAAAGGAUUUGGUUUCAAAAAUGCUUCAUGUUGACCCUCAUCAGAGAUUGACAGCUGCCCAAGUUCUAAAGCAUCCAUGGAUUGUUCACUGUGACCAGUUGCCUCAGUUCCAGCUAAACCGGCAGGAUGCUCCACAUCUUGUAAAGGGUGCCAUGGCGGCUACAUAUUCUGCAUUGAACCGGAAUCAAUCACCUGUUUUAGAGCCAGUGGGUCGUUCUACACUUGCUCAGCGGAGAGGUGUCAAAAAAAUUACCUCAACUGCCCUGUGAAGUUACCUCAAUUGAAAAUGUUGGUACCAUAGUUAAAGAUGAUAGCACAAAUCUUGGCAACAGGUAGCACAUAUCCAAGAUACCUGCAAGCACACUGUUCCAGUUGGUACCUGUUAUGCUGCUGUUUCCUGCUUUCAUCUACUCUUGCUUUAAACUAUUGAUGGUUUAAAAAAAAACAUUGCCCGUCAGAUGGAAUGUAAAUCAAUAGAAAAAGAACAUGCAUAUGAGAAAAUUAUGAAAACUUCUCACAUAAAUACACUGAAUAAAGCACUCUGCACCAUAUAGCAUUAUUUUUAUGGGGAAUGUUUCUGGUCCCUUUAAAAUAUUCUUUGUUACAUGGAUGGAUGGACCAUUUAUGUUAAGCACUUAGCUUAAACAAUCUGUUUAUAUUAGCACUGUAUUAUUUGUGCCAUCCAGCAUUUUAUAUGUUUUGUAAACUUAUCAUAAACAGUACACUAUACUGUUUCUUUUACAUGCCUUCUAUUUAGACUAAUUAAAGGACAAUGAAAUCUGAUUAAAUAGUUAAUCAGUAUGGUUGGACAUCUCUAAAGCAGCUAGACUGUUAAACAGCUAUUGAAUGUAACUUUGUGAAUAAACAUUUCCCUUGCCUAUGUCUCAACCCACAGAUGCAUUGUUUAGGAGUCAUGAGAAACUAAAGCUGUUAUAGCAGUUAAAGUUAUAAUAGAACUCUCACUGUUACUCAGAUUCUCACUUGGCACUGACCUGAGGUGAAAAGUAUCUGUGUAUCUCUAGUUCCCUUGUCUUUUUAUUGACCUUGGAAGCCAUGGCAGAAUAGUUGUAUUUCAGUCCAGGCUUUGCCCAUAGCUAGCCAUUCUUUAAUGUCACUGCUUUAACAGGAGGUAUAAGUCUUGUGCAGGGCUUCAGUGUUUGUGUGGGGGUGGGGGAGUCAUUUUAAAAGCUAUAGUGGUUCAUGGUCUAAUAAUAGGUAUGUUAAAGGAUUUUUUUUUCUGUGAUCAGGGCAUCACUAAAAGCAGAUCUGUUUCAGCUACUUUCAUGCUGCAAUCAAAAAUAGCAUGAAUGUACCCAGAGUGUUUGAGACCAGUUAUUGUGGACAAUAGAGUUGAUGGUCUUCAGGUUAACAACCUUGUUGUUGAUAGUAUAAGAUCAGGAUCCAAGCAAAACAGAGCAGCAUCUUCAGUUUUUAAUCUUCUUUGAAAAGAAGAAAAUAGCACUAUAUCUUCGACUCUUUCCCAGUCCCAAUAUCGUUUGUACGCUUUCUGGGAAACACUGAAGUUACAUUGAGCAAAAUGUGCAAAAAUGAGCAAAAAAAUACUGAAAAGGAGUAUAAUUUCAAUGAAUUGUCCCAGUAUUCUACCAAAGACAUUCUUCUCUAUGUAACAUUUUCCCAUUGUAUAUUGUCACUAAUGUAGUCAUCAUUCAGUGUGUUAAAGAAAAUGACAGCAAAGAGAAGUUUAGUGUUGGUCUUGGUGCAAAUGCUCACUUUCCUUCUGUCCUGGAGUCCCAUGAUUUUUCUUGUUCUUCCUCUUCAGAUUUAUUUGUAGAAAACUACUUCAUCUUACAUGCUUUUGCCUUAAUAUGCUCAUGUGAUUACUCAUUGUAUUCUAUCUGCUUUAUGUUAGCAGUUUUUUCAGGUCAUCAAAAAUAAUACAGUUUCAUUCAGAACUAAUUAUUUAAAAACAUAAUUGCAAUUUUAAGAACUGAUUGUUUUCUUUCCUUUUUGCAUCUGAAUAAUUUGCAGUUGUAUUUGUUUUCAGAGCUGCCUGCUCUUCUGGAUAUAUUUUCCUUUAGUUAUGCCACCCAGCAGCCUUUAAUUUAUUAUUAUUUGAUGAAUUUUGAUCUUUAGAUCCCAUUUUACACUUUUUUUGCUAUGCAUAGGAACUUUUCAACACCAUCUCUUCUCUGCAUGUUGCCUGCAGCCUUCAUUGCAAUGAUAAAUAUGAAAGUCCUAAUCCCCCGACUGACCUGAACAUUAUUUUAAUUAUUCUGAACACUUCACAUUGAGUUACAGAAGAAUUUAGCUGAUAAUCUGGGAGAUAUGUCCACUGUUAUUUGUUCAUGUUAAUUUUUAGUGUUCUAUGCGAAGGAUGAGCCAUCUGCAUUUUCUUAGCUGGAGUUCUUGAGCGGUGGUCUAUAAAAUGAUCACUCAAUGUAUCUUCUUAAUGUUCUUCCUUUUAUUUUUACCUACAGUUUUAAAUAGAUUGCUGCUAUUACUUAUGCGGUCCUUGAUGUUUCAUCCCCAGUAUAUCAUUAGCAUCUCAGCACCAUUUUGCCUCUAAAGCACAUAUGAUGCAAUUCACAGCUAAAUAAAUAGAAUUUGUAAUGUAUAUCUGACUUCUGAAGGGCGCAUAAAAAGUGUGCAUUGUUCUCAUGGAGCUUUUGUGUUUCACACACGUUUUAAAUUAUUGUGAAGGAAAACCAUCUCAUCACUUUCUGCAAGGUCAGCCAUGCAAAGUGUUAUCAUACACAGGCUAUUUAAAGUGGAGAAAUAUAGCAAGAGGAUCUUAAAAUUGGUAAGAAUGUUGAAAUAUUUGCAGUUAUCUGUGGAAGAUCCAGGAAGUUUGCUUGGUUUCUGAAGUUAAUUCUGGGACAAGGUAAGAUUGACCAGAAGCUAGAAGGCUCCCCUCCCCCCCUUAGUCUGUAACAGCAGUCUGUACAGUCAUAUCUUAUCCUAUGCCGUGGAAAAUUUUAACUUAUUUUAAUGUAGUAUUCUUCCCCAACAUUUCAUAAACCCAAGAAAAUUGUUCUAGCCAAUUCAAAAAUUCACUUGAGGAUUGACUUCUUCAAGGGGUAUCUAGUAUUUCAAGGUGUUGGCUCUUUCAUUAUUAAAACUUACUCUGUAGAAUUCUUUGCAUGAGACCCUUGUCAAGAAAGAAAGAUACUUUGAAAUCAUCAUAAUUGCAUGCAGUUGAAUUCAGACUUAUUCAUUCUUUUAUUCUUUGCUCAGUUUUUGCUAUAAUUUUAUGGGCCAGAGGUAAUCCAUUUUAGAGCUCUUCUAUGAGUGAAAACUCAUACCUGACUGCAAAGGAUGGAAGGCCAGUUUCCCUAGAUGUACUCUCAGAGUUCUUUUUUUCCCAGCAUUGUCCUUACACAGCUCUCCUUCAUCUUCCUGAACUUUACUUUAUAAUGGCUUCUUGGUCAGCCUGGGUAGCAAUAAUCUUGAUUUGUUUCAAACAAAACAUAUCUGAUUUUAUCACUGAUUUUCUUUUACUGUGUAGUCACAAGCUAAUAUCAGAAGUAAAAAUUUCCUAAGUUGCACUGAGUGUGAUUCCGAAAGCAUCAUAUUCAUUGGGGAAAAUGGGAGCCUUCAAAAGAUUUUACAGGUGAAAAUGAUUCUCAAGAUAGGUAAUAGUACGUUUAAAGACUUAGUUUUUGUUUCUGAUCACUGCCGGCAAGUGAUCAAACAGCAAGGUUUUCCUUUUUCUUUCUUUUUAUACGACUCUUUAAAUGCUACAGUCCUAUAACAAUUAAAAUACAUUUAAACCCAAGAAGCCACUACUACAGUUAAAAAUGUGUGUAUUCAAAACUGCCCAAGUUACAAUGCUAUAAAUUAACUGUGACAUCAGGCAGUAUUUUCACUUCAUCUUUUAAUAGCUUUUUAAAAAGAGUUUCUUCUAACCUUUCACUCUCAUCACUUGAUAGAAGCUUUUUCAAUAUUACUUUAUCUGAAAGUACUGUAAAAUGUAACUAUUAAAACACUUAUGAUUGUUUUACAUGUGAGAAAAAUAACCAGCCACCCUUCUUGACUCUGCUUUUUUCCUUCUUUGUCUUUAAUUAUUAGUAUCAAUGAUUCAUAUUAUAAUUCAAAAGAUUUAAAAAAUAUUUACUACAUUUCUUAUUUCGUGAAUUGGUAAACUUAAGCUACUCAGUUUAGGACUGCUGGACCAGCCAUGAUUUUUAAAGUAUAGUUUAACAAAAAAACCAACAAUCGUGAGUUUACUAGAAAAACAGCAUCUAUAGAGUAUACAUUUCCAUGGCCACUUCACCUUUCCUGUGUAUUCACAACUGUGGUAGGAAAAAUCAAUAUGCUUGCUUAAAUGCAGCCUUGGCACCUUAAACCACAAGAUUGAAUUAUUACCACUUUAAAUUUGUGGUACUCAUGGGGCUCUUUCAUAUGAAGUGAAAUUGCUGCUCCUUUUCUGCCUCCUACAUAAGCAAGAUCUCUGGAUCUAUAUUGCCAUUCGGUAGACAUUGAGCAGGAACUUUCAGUUUCUACUGUUUCUCUCUGAUUAUGAAACAACUGUCCAGAACUGAACAUCUCCUGGCAAAAUGUUAAGCAGUGCACCUUACCUCAAAUAAGCACUGUGUUGUCCAAGAAACAUGAAAAGUGAGAUAAACUGAAGAAUUGUAGUUAGAUGGUUAGCAAAGCAAAAUAAAUUAUCAGUUAUGAUUUGAAUAUCUAAGAAAAAGUGAGAGUUCUGUUCUGCGCCUUGUUAGAUUAGCUGUCUAGUAAAGAGGAACCAAGUGAAGUAUUUAAAGUGGCUUUUAAAUACAUAAUCAGGGCAUAAGGAAAUGUAUUUAGAUUUUUGUUGCUGUAAAUGUAGAUGGACUGAAGUGCUGCUUUUCUGAUAAUAGAAAAGAGAGCUUGGUAAGCAGUAAUGAACAGCUUUUAACUCAUGAAAAUGAUGUAUAUGAUUAGCUUUAUCUUGAUACUUCAGACCUAAUCAAAGGGACAGUGCACUCAUGAGGGAUGUAAUUAUUUUGCAGUUUUAGUGAAGGGGGUUGGGUUGGGGAAUCUACUUAAGAGAUUUUUUAAAUAUAUCAGAAAAUAUUUUUCUACAGUUCUGUACAAUCAUUCUUUAUAUGACUUCCUCAGCAUGGCAUGUAAGUCUAAGGUACAGUAUAAAGGUUCAAUUGUAUUGUACCUUUAGGGUAGAACAUUUUUUAAAAGCAUCUACCAGAUACUUGUAUUAGCAUAAUGGAAUGGAAAUGCUAGUAAAAAGCCUAAAUAGUACUGAAUACUUGACUGUUUCAUAGAGAGAGAGAGAGGCUUGAAUGUUUCAAAAAUAUGUGUACAUGUGUAAUCAGAAGUAUUCCAGACAUAACCACAAACAGACCUGGAAAGAUACCAUUGCUUGUAUCCUUGUCAAAAGGCAGGUUUUGUAGUCUUCAAAAGAAACUGAAUUUAUACAGCAAAUAAACUUUCAAAGAUAUUAA
Sphaerodactylus townsendi is the source of this 7233-nucleotide messenger RNA. It is a transcript of the gene RPS6KA3, whose product is annotated as ribosomal protein S6 kinase A3. Gene Ontology annotation, biological process: protein phosphorylation; intracellular signal transduction. Gene Ontology annotation, molecular function: ATP binding; magnesium ion binding; ribosomal protein S6 kinase activity. The transcript has 20 exons. NCBI's taxonomy places the organism in Eukaryota, Metazoa, Chordata, Lepidosauria, Squamata, Sphaerodactylidae. The coding region runs from base 169 to 2097 and encodes 642 amino acids. The record is from RefSeq and is a predicted model, not a curated record.